AGCUUUAGAUGUAUGUCUCAUCCAUUAGAACACCACAAAAUUCACACAGGGGAGAAACCACACACAUGUCCUGUGUGCGCCAAAUGUGUUACACAAAUGAAUCAUCUGAAAAGUCAUGAAAGGAUUCACACAGGGGAAAAGCCGUUCACAUGUACAGAGUGUGGAAAAACUUUUACACAAAAGAGUGUUCUGAAAAAGCAUGAAAGGAUUCACACAGGGGAAAAGCCUUUCACAUGUACAGAGUGUGGGAAAUGUUUUACAGAUAAGAGUCAUCUGAAAAAUCAUGAAAGGAUUCACACUGGAGAAAAGCCUUUCACAUGUACAGAGUGUGGAAAAAGUUAUACACGAAUGGCUCAUCUGAAAACUCAUAAAAAGAUUCACAUUGGAGAAAAGCCGUUCACAGUGUACAGAGUGUGAAAAAGUUUUACAGAAAAGAGUGAACUGAAAAGGCAUGAAAGGAUUCACACCGUGGAAAAGUCUUUCACAUGUACAGAGUGUGGAAAAAGUUAUAAACGAAUGGCUCAUCUGAAAACUCAUAAAAAGAUUCACACUGGAGUAAAGCCUUUCACAUGUACAGAGUGUGGAAAAAGUUUUACAGAAAAGAGUGAACUGAAAAGGCAUGAAAGGAUUCACACUGGAGUAAAGCCUUUCACAUGUACAGAGUGUGGAAAAAGUUUUACACAAUCGAGUGACCUGAAAAGGCAUGAAAGGAUUCACACCGGAGAAAAGCCUUUCACAUGUACAGAGUGUGGAAAAAGUUUUACACAAAAGAGUGAACUGAAAAGGCAUGAAAGGAUUCACACCGGAGAAAAGCCUUUCACAUGUACAGAGUGUGGAAAAGGUUUUAUAACAAAUCGUAACCUGAAAUAUCAUGAAAGGAUUCACACAGGAGAAAAGCCUUUCACAUGUACAGAGUGUGGAAAAGGUUUUAUAACAAAUUGUAACCUGAAAUAUCAUGAAAGGUUUCACACAGGGGAAAAGCCGUUCACAUGUACAGAGUGUGGAAAAAGUUUUUCACAUAAGAGUAGUCUGAAAUAUCAUGAAAGGAGUCACAAGGGAAGAAACGAGUUACAUAGAUUCUUUAGAUCUAUCAAACUAAAAGUAUUCUUUGAUAAAAAUGCUGAUAUUGGUAACACUGCUGUUUACACUGAAGAUAAAGGCAUAUUAACUUGUAAGUCGGUUGGUUUGAAAAAAAUCAGCAGUUUUAACCCCAGUGUUACAGACAACAGUGCUAACACCUUUUUUGAGUUGGUUCUUAGUGAAGUGGAAAAACUAUUUCUGAAACCAGAUUACAUCUUCAAUAAAAAUAAAGCUAAAUUUGAUGCUGAUUCAGCUUCACUAAGAGCAAUUCGUGAAAAGAAGGGGUUAACAAUCAAGGGUGCUGAUAAGGGCGGUGCCCUAGUUUUGAUGAAACAGGAGAAUUAUGUAGAUGAGAUUAUGCAACAAUUAAAUGAUGGUUCAGUAUAUGUUGAAAUUGGUUUUGAUCUGACAUACAAAAUACAAGGUGAAAUUCUUAAUAUUCUAUCUAAUGCGCUGGAACAAUUUGAUUUCUUUGAACUUAAGAAUAACAAAGAUAUAACAAUUAAGAACGCUGAUAAGGGUGGUAAUUUGGUUAUCAUGUCUAAUACCCAAUACAGGAAAAUGUGUCUUGAUAUUCUAACUAAUACAGAAAAUUACCAAAUCUUGCCCAAUGAUCCAACAGUAAUCUACAUGAAAGAACUUAAAUCUAUACUAGAUCAAGGGUUUGGUGAAAGAAUCAUUACAAAAGCUGAAUACCAAUAUAUGUAUGAUCUAAAGCCCAGAGUAGCAACUUUCUAUAGCCUGCCAAAGGUUCAUAAAGAUCAAUCGACACCCCCAGGAAGACCAUUUGUGUCUGGAAAUGGAUGCUUGACAGAGAAAGUCAGCAUCUUUGUAGAUAAGAAACUGAGAGAAUAUGUACAUACAUUGACAUCAUACGUCCAAGAUACUAAGGACGUUCUUAAAUGUUUGGAAAAUAUCCAUGUAAAUGAGAACACACUAUUAGCUAGUAUUGAUGUGGAGAGUUUAUACUCAAACAUUUCACAUUCUCUGGGUAAACAAGCCAUUCAAUUCUUUCUAAAAAUGACCAAUCCAAAGGGGUGCAUAGCUGAUGAUUUUGUGAUUGAUCUCUUAGAUUUUGUGUUGCAACACAACUACUUUCUUUUCGACAAUAAAGUGUACUUGCAGAAAAAGGGCACAGCAAUGGGCACAUGCUGUGCCCCAACAUAUGCAAACUUGUUCUUGGGAUGGAUUGAACACACAUACAUCCUAAAUGAAGAAAUUAAUCCAUUUAUGAAGUAUAUGGACUUAUUCAUUCGCUAUAUCGAUGAUGUCCUAAUACUAUGGACAGGCUCAAAAGAUGAUUUUACUAAUUUUAUGUUCUGGUUGAACAACAACUCUCAUGGUAUGCAUUACACCUCAACAAUUGAAGAAACAAGUAUCUCAUUUCUGGAUUUAGAGAUCAAAAAAGAGCUUGAUGGAUCCCUCAGUACUAAGUUAUUUAGAAAAAAGACAUCAACUAAUAAUCUCCUAAAUUGGAAGAGCUACCAUCCGAAGAGUCAAAGGAUGGGUAUUCCAUUUGGCCAAUACUUAAGGGCUAGGCGCAACUGUAGUUCAUUAGAGGAUUUUGAACUGGAAGCCAAAGAACUUAGAAAAAGGUUCAAAGAAAGGGGGUACCCCAAUAGAUGCCUUAAAAAAGCAUAUCAACAGGCGAAGAUGUUAGAGAGACCUCCAUUGUUACAAGAGAAAGGUGACACAGAUAAAAAUACUGCUAGUCAGCAAAUUAGAAUUAUAGGCACUUUUGAUGAGAAACAUAGUAGCAUCCAACGCAUUUUUCAAAAACACUGGCACGUACUACAAGAGGACCCUGCGUGUAAAAACAUGUCUCCAAUGAAGAAUUUUGUACACCCACAGACAGGGAAAAACUACCCAAUUAAAGAGUUCAUGAAUUGUAGAACUAAAAGACAUGUGAAUAGUUCAUAUCCAUCCUUCACUACAGGAAAGAUCAGAAUGAUACCGCAAACUCCAAUAGUCUUAGACACCAAUGACUAUUCACAAACAUUGGGGAAAUCACAGCAGAUAUUUAAAGAAGAUGGUGAAAUGGAAGGAACUGGGCAGCAAUCAUUAUGUACAGAGAAUUUAGUCAUCAAACAAGAGGACAACAUUUAUGCCUUAUCUAGUGAAAUGAUUAUCCCCGAGGAUAAACCACACACAUUUACUGAGUACUCAAAACAUAUUAAAGAAGGUACAAGUCUACAGUCUAGCCCAAUGAUUCAUAAAAAGGAGAAACCUUUCAAAUCUACAGAAUGUGAGAAAAGCUUUAGAUGGAAGUCUCAUCUACUAGAACACCACAAAAUUCGCACAGGUGAGAAACCACACACAUGUACUGAGUGUGACAAAAGUUAUACACGAAUGGAUCAUCUGAAAACUCAUAAAAAGAUUCACACAGGAGAAAAGCCUUUCACAUGUACUGACUGCGGCAAAUGUUUUGGACGAAUGGAUCAUCUUAAAACUCAUAAAAAGAUUCACACAGAAGAAAAGCCUUUCACAUGUACUGAGUGUGGAGAACAUUUUACACAAAAGAGUGAUCUGAAAAGGCAUGAAAGGAUUCACACAGGGGAAAAGCCUUUCACAUGUACAAAGUGUGGAAAACGUUUUACACAAAAGAGUGAUCUGAAAAGGCAUGAAAGAAUUCACACAGGAGAAAAGCCUUUCACAUGUACAGAGUGUGGAAAAUGUUUUGCACAAAAGAGUGAUCUGAAAAGUCAUGAAAGGUUUCAUACAGGGGAAAAGCCUUUCAUAUGUACAGAGUGUGGAAAAAGUUUUAAACAAAAGAGUAAUCUGAAAAGUCAUGAAUGGAUUCACACAGGAGAAAAAUCUUUAACAUGUACAGAGUGUGGAAAAUGUUUUACACGAAUGAGUACUCUGAAAUAUCAUGAAAGGAGUCACACAGGAGAAAAGCUGUUCAUGUGUACAGAGUGUGGAAAAAGUUUUCCACAAAAGAGUAAUCUGAAAAUUCAUGAAAGAAUUCACACAGGAGAAAAGCCGUUCACAUGUAAAGAGUGUGGAAAAAGUUUUACACACAAGAGUGAUCUGAAAAGUCAUGAAAGGAUUCACACAGGGGAAAAUCCUUUCAUAUGUACAGAGUGUGGAAGAUGUUUUACACGAAUAGAUAAUCUGAAAAGUCAUGAAAGGAUUCACACAGGAGAAAAACCUUUCACAUGUACAGAGUGUGGAAAAAGUUUUAGAAAAAUGAAUAGUCUGAAAUCUCAUGAAAGGAUACACACAGGAGAAAAACCUUUCACAUGUACAGAGUGUGGAAAAAGUUUUAGAAAAGUGAAUAGUCUGAAAUCUCAUGAAAGGAUACACACAGGAGAAAAACCUUUUACAUGUACAGAGUGUGGAAAAUGUUUUACACGGAAGAGUAGUCUGAAAAGUCAUGAAAGGAUUCACAAGGGAAGAAACUAACAUGUUUGGAAAGUGGAAAAAAAAGGUUUUUUAUUGAAAUCAGGUAUCACAAAACACCAAAUAUUUACAUACAAAUAAACUUUAUAUAUACAGUGUACAAACCUUUUUUACAAUUAUCCUAAAGAGGAGAAACUCUCUAAAUAGAAGCAUCAAAAUAUGUUAUUGUAAAUAAUACUUUCUAAUCCCAGUUAUAAAAGCCCCAGAUUGGAAGUGCUCUCCUGCUGUCCUUUGUUCCUAUAUAUAUAUAUAUAUAUAUAUAUAUGCGCAUCUCAGUUUUGUCUCAUAUCAAUGAGAUAGAAUUCAAACACCACACAGGAAUAUACAACUCUGUCCUCAUACUGACCAGUUUACAUAACCAUUCACCAUCAAAGCACCUCAGUGUUGUUUAUUAAUUUGCCAGUGUUAGGAGUUGUACGUUUGACCCUUACUCAUGCCGUGACCCUGAAAUUUCGCUGAUGUUUCUCACUAAUAAAUUGACAUAAGAUAUUUUGGAGUGCUGUGGACUUCCUUUUAUCCUGUUGAUGUUUUGGGGAUUCAGCAGUGUCUUCUGUCUACAUGUGCACCCCUCUAAGGAAGCGGUCUUGUAAAACACGCAUAAGGGUUUACCAGGAGAAGCUCUGUCUCUCCCUCUUUUUAAUUGCCCUAAACCGGAUGAUUUAAUCCACACAAAAUUAUUAUAUUAUUGACUCUCAGCAGUGCAGAUUUGUAGCAUAAUAUUAAAUAGCUCCCGGAUUGAAGGGGCUUAGCUGAUAGUUUUCUCUGCUGCUGUAGUGCAAUCAUUUAUUUGUGAUAAUCGUAUAUAUUGAAAUAAAAUGGAGUGUGCAAAGCGCCUAAAGGUCAAGGUUAAGAAUGAAUUAGGAGCUCAGCGGCAGGUAAGGAUGAAUACAGGGGUAUUAAUGUAGUGACUUGAAAUUAGAGGAUGUUUAUUCAAUCAAUGGCAUGUGAAUAAUAAAUGUAAUAAAAUCUGCGAAUACAAUAAAAACAAUAUUGGCGGUGUAUUAAAAUGAUAUUCUAAACAAAUGUUGCACAAUAAAAACAAUGGUCACAAUAAAAUAUAAGUCAUGGAUCUA
Molecule: messenger RNA, 5555 nt
Organism: Bombina bombina (fire-bellied toad)
Lineage: Eukaryota; Metazoa; Chordata; Amphibia; Anura; Bombinatoridae
Biological process (GO): regulation of transcription by RNA polymerase II
Molecular function (GO): DNA-binding transcription factor activity, RNA polymerase II-specific; RNA polymerase II cis-regulatory region sequence-specific DNA binding
Source: RefSeq, a predicted model, not a curated record